Molecule: messenger RNA, 3226 nt
Organism: Thalassophryne amazonica
Lineage: Eukaryota; Metazoa; Chordata; Actinopteri; Batrachoidiformes; Batrachoididae
Gene: c1galt1c1
Product: C1GALT1-specific chaperone 1
Exons: 2
Coding region: 144-1100 (318 amino acids)
Molecular function (GO): N-acetylgalactosaminide beta-1,3-galactosyltransferase activity
Source: RefSeq, a predicted model, not a curated record
CCCUUUCAGAAAGGAAGUGAGUGUCGUCAUGUGUGGAGCUAACGCGAUGAGCUAACAGCUAGUCGGACCUGAAAAACAGCAGGUGACAGCAGGAGCACCAUCCGGGAAAAGCAGCUCUGACAAACUUAGUGUCUGCUGCCACGAUGAUAUCUGAGGGAGGUUCUUUCGUGAAGGGGGUGGCCAUUGGAGGAGUCUUCUGCUUGGUGGUGUCACUUCUGGGUAAUUUCAACCUUGGAAUGGAUUCUAGAUCAGGGAGCAGACACGAUCAUCAUCAUGUCAAGGCUGCAAGCAAGGACGACCUCAAACAGCUGUCUGAGAAAGGAGUGGAAGAGUUGACUAAACAAGUCCAGGUGUACUGUAUCAUUAUGGUCCAGCCUAAGUUACUGCUUCACUGGGCCACUGCGCUCAACACCUGGAGCAAACACUGUGACAACCGUGUGUUCUACACCUCUGAGUCAUCAAAGGCCCUUGAAGCCAUAGACUUGAAUGAAAAAGAUGACUGGGUAAGGUUACGUAAAGCCCUGCAGCAUGCAUUUGAGAAUGCGGGAGACAUGCGUUGGUUCUUUUUGGCAAAACCCAGCACAUUCGCCAUCAUUGAGAACCUCAAGUACCUUUUGGUUGCAAAAGAUCCCACUGAACCGUUCUAUAUUGGCCACUCUGUAAAGUCAGGAGAGCUGGAGUAUGUGGAGUACGAGAGUGGCAUUGUUCUAAGCUACGAAGCGCUAAAAAGGCUGGUGCAAGUGUUCCAGGAUGACAGCAAGUGUCCGCAACAUGGGCGUGCCCUGUGGACACUGAGUGAAGAGAAGCAGUUGGCUAUAUGCCUCAAGUAUAAGGGUGUUUUUGCAGAAAACGGGGAGGAUCCAGAAGGAAAGAGUCUCUUCAACACUAAGAGUGUUGAGACCCUUAUAUCUGACCAUCUGAAGGAAAACCCCACAGAUGUACUGAAGAAAUGCUGCUCUGAUAUGGCAGUUACGUUCUGUGGGAUGUCCCCAAACCAGAUGCAGGUUAUGAUGUUUGGAGUUUACAGACUUCGACCUUAUGGACAUGAUUUUCAAGACUUACUGACAUUUUACCCUCCUGAAGGUUCAGAUAAUGACUAGAUACUCAGUCCAGCAAUUGGACGAGGCACUAUUUUAAAAAAAAAAUGUUCUGCUUCUGUGAUGGCAAACUUAACUUUUGGGAGGUGAUUUUAUGCUGUUUAUAAAACUGGAUGCUGGAUGGAAUUAUACUUUUUUUUUUUUUUUUUUUUUUUUUUUAAAUGUAUUUUGUACCUUUUGCACCUGGCACAAUCGGCACCCAAUUUCUUUCUGGUGUAGGUGAGAUCAACAGAGUCAAUGGGUGUGCCAUUCUUUAAAUUAAAUUACAGCUGCGAGAUGCGUUUGUUUUGUGGUAUAAACUAGAUGUCAUCUGGAUUUUUGGGUUUUGUUUUUUUUAUCUUUCUUGAAGCCACAUUUAAGUGAUGAAGUUGUGUGGAACUUUUUAACAUGAAAAACUCAACAGUUGUUUGCCUGCCUGGCUAUCAUGUCCACAUCAUAAAUUACAUUUCCCUUGUAAAAAGGUUUUAAUAUUACAUCAAAACAGAUCCAGUUAUGUAUGAUGCUUCUAAUUUUGGCAGACUUUUUAUUUUGUUUGAUAUCUACAUAUUAAAUACACCUCCGUGUAUAUUGCUACAAUCGUACACCAAAAGAAUUAUCAGUUAAGAGAUACAAUUAGGUCCAGGUAUUUGGAAGGUAACGUUUUGUAAUUUGCCACUGUAGAUCACCACAUUGGGGUUAAACAAGAUAAACGUGUAGUGUAGGCUUUUCACUUGCAUUCAGAGGGUUUAACUGAAUUAAAACUUGAUCGUUUAGGAAUUGCUGCCUUUUUUAAAUAUACAGUCCUUCCGUUUUCAGAGCCCAUAAGUAAUUGGACAAUCUUGCAGCCAGUUUUCUAUAUACAACUCCGGUUGUGGAUACAUGAACAGUUUCAAGUCACUGAAUACGUCUUGGAUUUAUAUGAAAAUCCUAAAUAUGCAGUUUGCCCGAUCACACCUGCAGAAGCCUAAAACUAGAGUUGUGUUGCGAUAUACUUUAUUGAUCUCACAGUGGAGAAAUUAUGUUUACACUCCAGUUACCUCAGACAACAAUUAGUCCACAAUUAUUACUUGUUUACCAUAAUAAUGGCACACAUCAGAAUUAAAGACAACACAUACACACUUGACAUUGUUUAUGUGCACUAAAUUUGAAGACGUCCGUUAUCCGAAUUGAGGCAAGUGGGUGAAGGUCUUGCAGCAACCCUGAGUUGCGCCACCUUCUUGGUGGCUUUCGUUACUAGUCUCCCUCUUGUACAGUCUCUAUUUUGACAACCACAUACUCCAGAGACAUUUCAGCAUAUUUCUUAAUAAAUGAUGUAAAUAAAGUUAUAUCAGUCACUUGGAAAUGUUCAUGUAUCCAUUCUCUGAAUUGUCUAAAGACAACUGGCUGUAAAAGUUACUAUUUGUAUUAAUAAUUCUAGUAGUACCAGUCAAAUAUUUGGACACACUUUUCUAUUCACUUGAAUGGGAAAGUGUCCUAACAUUUGACUGGUAGUUUGUAUUCAGUUUGUCCAAUUACUUGCAGCCUUUGAAAAUAGAUGAGCAAAACGGUUACAGUUCCUAAAUGGUUAAUGCAGUAUUUUUGUUAAACCCUUUGAAUUAAAGCUGACAGUCUAUACUACAAGCACAUCUUGAUUGUUUGAUUUGAACCCACUAUAACAAGGUAGGCGCAUAAUUUAAAAAAAACUGUCCAACAACUUAACUGUAUACAGUAAGUGCAUGCAGGUGAGAGUUAACUGGUUGAGGACUUUAACUUACAUUUUUAAUAAAGCUCACUAAAAUCCACUCAUGCUCUAGUUUCUGUAGCUUUACAGUAUAAAGUAUUGAACUGAAUUAUCAUAUGCUGUGUGACUGGAAUGUUUCAUGGUACGGAUUCUCACAAUUUUAUCACUAGAUCUGAAAAUACCAGGAAAGAGCGUAACAGUAAUCACUGAAAACCAUGGUGUGAUACUUUGCUGCCAGAGAGGAUACAGUUUACAAGUGUACUUAUAACCCCCCCCCCCACAUUGAAUGUGUUUUAUUGGACUUGUUUCUUGUUUGCCUUGAUUAAUGAUUAUACUGCUGAUCCAUGUUGCUGUGUUUUACCACGCGAAUAUAAUAUUGUAUCGCUGUGAACAGGAGAGACCAGAAUAAAAUGUGUAUUUCUUCAUUGAU